AUGUGCGUGAGGGAAGUCGCGGAGGAGGAGGAGGCGGAGAAGAUGGAGAAAUCGGAGCCCGAGAGCUCCCCCGCGGCCAGAAGUUCUGCUACUGUAAGGACCAUUGCGAUUUGCCGUCUUCGUCUUGCUAUCGGACGAUCCUAUUGCCUUAUCCCUGUUCAUGUUCAUGCUCCUCCCCUUUUGAAUCCUCCACGAAGAUUGAUGGAUGGAUGGGUGUGGGCUGGCGCUUUGAUCUCUGUGCCUGGUUCGUUCGAAUCCUGUUCUCGUCGUGUUCUCUCUUGGCGAGCAGGUUUGGGGUUGGGGGGUGCAGAGAUGGGUCGGAUGAGGAUUUCCCUUUCGAAUUCUUAUGGAUGCCGAAUUUAAUUAUUUCGAUCGAACUGGGAAUUGGGUCGCAGAAAAAUCGAUUCUUUUUUUAUUCGAGAUAGUUUUCCAUAAUUUUUCUUCUUUUAGAUCUUCAGCAGUCAAUCAUUUCCAGAUGAAAUGUUGUUACGGAUAUCAGUUACCCUUUUCGUGAUUUUUGUUCCCUUUCCCUUUUUCUGCAUUAAGAUUUUUGCAUUUUUCAUAAUUAAAGAUGCCGGAGCAACCUUUUUUUACAUUAAAAAACAUUUUGCGCCGCCAUUUUAAAUACCAAAAAUCAGACCAGAGAUGUUCAUUCCAUCUUGUUCUGAAUGUCGCUCAGAUAAAUCAAUGCCCUAAUUAAUACUUCAUUAAGGAGAAAAAAAAAACUCAGAUAAUAAAUGAGAGUGGUCGGCAGAAUUCGGCAUGCUAGCUUCGGCCAAUUAAAAUGGAAUGACUUGCCAAUCUAGGAAAGCAGAAAGAUCUAACGAUUGUUCAUGGAACAUAUAAUGCCGUACAUUGCAUGAUGAAUGGUUCGUUGAUCAUUGUAUGUGCUUGGUUUGGUCUCCUGUGCUCAGAAUUUUCCGCCCUCUCCCUUGCUGUCUGCAGCUGGAAAGCAUCUGUGAGAACACGGUGGCUCAGGACGUCCCACUCAAAGGGUCAGAGGACAACCAGAAGGCCACAGGGAACUACGUCCCCGCGAUCCGGCAUGGCGAGUGGGCCGAUAUCGGCCAGAGGAAGUACAUGGAGGACACCCACGUCUGCAUCGAAGACAUUGCCAAGAAGUUCGGUAGCCGGGCACUGGACCAAUGCUCUGUUUCCUUUUAUGGAGUAGGGCUCUGUAUCCUCCUCGCCAAUCACUUUCUUUUUUCUCAAUUUCUGAGAGCAAAAGGGUCGGAAGGGUUUAAUGAGAAAGUUUGGGUUUCUUACCUGUCCGGGUUGAUCCGACGACAGGGUUUCUGUAUAGGGUUUUGUGAUCUGAUUACUUCCCCCCUGGUUUUACUUCUGUUAUCGGCAUGGGGUUGGUGGCAGAUGGUUCGUACCUGUAAUUGAGCUCGACUGCACUGGUGCAGGUGUUCGACGGCCAUGGAGGGAAGGACGCGGCGCACUUCGUCCGCGACAACCUGCCGAGGCUCAUCGUGGAGGACGCUGGGUUCCCUCUCGAGCUGGAGAAGGUCGUUGCUCGGUCCUUCGUGGAGAUCGACGCCCAGUUCGCCCAGACCUGUUCUGGCCAGUCGGCGCUCUCCUCGGGCACGACGGCGCUCACCGCCAUGAUCUUCGGCAGGUCCCGUCCUCCUCCUCAAUCGGCUCUUCCUCAGUCGCUGUUUGAUCACGGAAUUGAGUGAAAUUCUGGUGGGUGAGUGCAGGUCGCUGCUUGUCGCCAAUGCCGGGGACUGCCGGGCGGUACUAUCGCGGGCGGGAACGGCGGUGGAGAUGUCCAAGGACCACCGGCCCUGCUGCGGAAUAGAGAGAAUGAGAGUGGAAGCACUGGGGGGGUUCAUCGACGGCGAGUACCUGAACGGGGAGAUUGGGGUGACGAGGGCUCUGGGGGACUGGCACCUGGAUGGAAUCAAGAGCGCCGAUGGAGGGCCGCUAAUUGCUGAGCCGGAGAUGAAGAUGAUCACUUUGGGGAAGGACGACGAGUUCCUGGUCAUCGGCAGCGACGGGCUGUGGGACGUGUUCACGAGCCAGAACGCGGUGGACUUUGCCCGGCGGCGGCUGCAGGACCACAACGACGCGAGGGCCUGCUCCAGGGAGCUGGUUGAGGAGGCCAUCAAGAGGGGGGCGGACGACAACCUGACGGCGCUGGUGGUGUGCUUCCAGGCGGAGCCGCCGGCGGCGGCGGCGGUGCAGAGGUCCCGUGUCCGCCGGUGCAUCUCAGCGGAGGGCCUGCAGAGCCUCAGGGGUCUCCUGGGUGGCGGCCAAGAUUAG
Messenger RNA from Spirodela intermedia, 2268 nucleotides. The record is from the annotation of a GenBank genome assembly. Lineage: Eukaryota; Viridiplantae; Streptophyta; Magnoliopsida; Alismatales; Araceae.